Messenger RNA from Sphaeramia orbicularis (orbiculate cardinalfish), 7949 nucleotides. Its product is annotated as adenomatous polyposis coli homolog. The record is from RefSeq and is a predicted model, not a curated record. Gene Ontology annotation, biological process: nervous system development; negative regulation of canonical Wnt signaling pathway; cell fate specification. Gene Ontology annotation, cellular component: catenin complex; cytoplasmic microtubule; beta-catenin destruction complex. Lineage: Eukaryota; Metazoa; Chordata; Actinopteri; Kurtiformes; Apogonidae. Gene Ontology annotation, molecular function: gamma-catenin binding; microtubule binding; beta-catenin binding.
CAGUGUCAGAGUUAAGAUGGCGGCUGCAGCGGCUCCAGAAUAAAGGCCUGUUGUUGGUGAAACUUCUUUUGGACUUUGUUAAACUCCACUUUUCCCACUCGAACCGGACUCAUGGCGGGUCUUCGACGCCCCUGACGCUCCGGUCACCGGCUGUUCGUGUCUCCCGGUGAUGGUUCGGACACUUUCCACCGUCUGAAGCGGACACUUUACUGAAGGUCAGAGGUCAGCAGAUCGUCAUGGCGGCAGCGUCAUAUGACCAGCUGCUGAGGCAGGUGGAGGUGCUAAAGAUGGAGAACUCCAACCUGAGACAGGAGCUGCAGGACAACUCCAACCACCUGACCAAACUGGAGACCGAAGCCUCCAACAUGAAGGAAGUCCUGAAGCAGCUGCAGGGCACCAUAGAAGAAGAUUCAGGGGAGGCGUCAGGCUCUCAGCUGGAGCUCAUUGAAAGACUCAAAGAGAUGAGCCUGGACUCUGCAGGUUUCAAGCCCAGGGCCAGGCCUCCCCAGCCCCCCUCGUCCUCCUCCAGCUCCACCUCCUCUGGGUCUGCAGCUCCUGCAGGAGCAGCCGGAGGCUCCGCAGCUGCGGGGCCGUCUGCGGCCACCGCCUUCCCCAGGAGAGGGCUGCCCUCUGCGGGCAGAGACAGCCACGACAGGUGCCUGGAGGAGCUGGAGAAGGAGAGGUCUCUCCUAUUGGCUGAGCUGGAGAAGGAGGAGAAGGAGAAGGAUUGGUACUACGCUCAGCUUCAGAAUCUGACCAAGAGGAUCGACAGUCUGCCGCUGACUGAAAAUUUCACUCUGCAGACUGAUAUGAGUCGGCGUCAGUUGGAGUUUGAAGCUCGUCAGAUUCGCUCGGCGAUGGAGGAACAGCUGGGUUCCUGUCAGGAGAUGGAGAGGAGGGCUCAGGCUCGUGUGUCUCGUAUUCAACAGAUAGAAAAAGACAUUCUCAGACUGGGUGCACGCCUACAGGUGGAGGAAGCUCAGGGUCCAGGUGAUGCUAGCGGAUUGGCUGCCACACAGAGCUCCGGCAGUCGAUUGGACCAUGAACCGGCCAAUGAGACGAGCUACUCUGUACCUCGACGAAUCACCAGUCACCUAGGAACCAAGGUGGAGAUGGUGUACAGCCUUCUGUCCAUGUUGGGAACUCACGAUAAAGACGACAUGUCGCGGACGCUGCUCGCCAUGUCCAGUUCACAAGACUCGUGCAUCGCCAUGCGUCAGUCCGGCUGCCUCCCGCUGCUCAUCCAGCUGCUGCACGGCAACGACAAGGACUCUCUGUUGCUAGGUAACUCUCGUGGCAGUAAAGAGGCUCGUGCCAGGGCGUCGGCGGCGCUGCACAACAUCGUACACAGCCAGCCCGACGACAAGAGGGGCCGCCGGGAGAUCCGGGUGCUCCACCUGCUGGAGCAAGUACGCCAUUACUGUGAGUCCUGUUGGAGCUGGCAGGAGAACCACGAGAGGGGCGUCGACCAGGAGGACAACCCCAUGCCGUCCCCGGUGGAGCAUCAGAUCUGUCCGGCCGUCUGCGUCCUGAUGAAACUGUCCUUCGAUGAGGAACACCGCCAUGCCAUGAACGAGCUGGGUGGUCUGCAGGCGGUGGCUGAGCUGCUGCAGGUGGACUGUGAGAUGUUCGGCCUCAGCAGCGACCACUACAGUGUUACGCUGCGCCGCUACGCAGGCAUGGCGCUCACCAACCUCACCUUCGGAGACGUGGCCAAUAAGGCCACGCUGUGCUCCAUGAAGGGCUGCAUGAGAGCGAUGGUCGCCCAGCUGAAGUCUGAAAGUGAAGACCUGCAACAGGUCAUAGCCAGUGUCCUUAGGAAUCUGUCGUGGCGAGCCGAUGUCAACAGUAAGAAGACGUUGCGUGAAGUGGGCAGUGUCCGAGCGCUGAUGGGUUGUGCUCUGGAAGUCCAGAAGGAGUCGACCCUGAAGUCUGUACUGAGCGCGCUCUGGAACCUGUCGGCUCACUGUACGGAGAACAAGGCCGAUAUCUGCGCGGUGGACGGAGCGCUGGCCUUCCUGGUGGGAACGCUGACGCAUCGCAGCCACACCAACACUCUGGCCAUCAUUGAGAGCGGCGGCGGCAUCCUGAGGAACGUGUCCAGUCUGAUCGCCACCAAUGAGGCUCACAGGCAGAUUCUGCGGGAACAUGGCUGCCUGCCGACGCUUCUGCAGCACCUGAAGUCUCACAGUCUGACCAUCGUGUCCAACGCCUGCGGCACGCUCUGGAACCUGUCUGCCCGGGACGCCAAAGACCAAGAGGCAUUGUGGGAACUGGGCGCCGUGGGCAUGCUGCGGAACCUAAUCCACUCGCGCCACAAGAUGAUCGCCAUGGGUAGCGCCGCUGCCCUGCGGAACCUGAUGGCCAACCGACCGGCGCGAUACAAGGACGCCAGCGUGGUGUCACCGGGCGCCGGAGCCCCAUCAUUACACGCACGCAAGCAGAAGGCGUUAUUCGAGGAGCUGGACGCACAGCAGCUGUCAGAGACAUUCGACAACAUCGAUAACCUGAGCCCCAAGGCCGCACACAGGAAGGGGAGGGGCUGUAAUGGCGCCGGAGGAGGAGGGGCCACCACACGCUCGUAUGCCAACACACCGGUGUUGUCGAGCCCAAAAAAUGGAGACGGAUCAAAGAGGACAAGCGAGGAGGCGGUCUAUGGACGGCCGGUGUUCCCGCCCAGUGUCCGAGCGUCCAGUGACAGCCUGAACAGCGUGACGAGCGCCGACGGAUAUGGCAACCGCGGCAAGACCAAACCAUCUGCCGAGCCCUUCUACUCAUCGGACGAGAGCGGCGCCAACAAGUGCUGCGUCUACAGGAAGUACCCGGCCGAUCUGGCACAUAAGAUCCGCAGCGCCAACCACAUGGCGGAUGACGACGGGGCGGAGCUGGACACGCCCAUCAAUUACAGCCUGAAAUACUCGGACGAACAGCUGAACUCUGGGAGACAGAGUCCGAGUCACCGCGGCGGCAUCGAGAGCGAUGAGGACGACGAGCAGGACGCCCGUUUGAGACGGAGGAACGACGCCGCCGACACCGUGACGAGCAGUGGUCGCAUCAGCUCGGUCCAACCCCAACGCUAUGUUGUCGUCACAGCAACAUCAAACUACGGUGCUGACCCGGCCACCGAGCAGCCAAUAGACUACAGUCUGAAGUACGGCACAGACGCCUCCCGAAAGGAGUCUGCCGCUCCCUCACUCCCCCCACCUCCACCCUCUUCCGCCGGUAAGCUCCGCCCCCCUCCUCCACCCGCCAAUCGGGCGGUGCCAAAGAACAACCAGGAGUCGACACAGACGUACUGUGUGGAGGACACGCCCAUCUGCUUCUCCAGAGGCAGCUCUCUUUCCUCGCUGUCGUCAGAGGAUGAGGAGGACAGUGAUGUCAUCGGGAGGAAGAGGAGAGGCGGCAGCGUCAUCGGCGGCGGCGGAAACGACUACCCGACACUUCCUGUUAGCGAAAAAGACGCACAUGAACAGCAGCAGCAGCGACAGCAGAAGGAGGCGGAGAGCCAGACGGCUGCCGCCCCGUCCUCACGGGGACGGCGAGGUCACCACCACCACCACGGUCACGCCCAUCACCACCACCACCACCACCACGUGACAUCGUCAUCUGGCGUCCGAACCCCUAAAAGCCCGCCGGAGCCACCGUACGCUCAGGAAACGCCGCUGAUGUUCAGCCGCUGCACGUCGGUCAGUUCCCUGGACAGUUUCUCCACCUCCUCCAUUGCCAGCUCUGUGCGCUCCAGCGAGCCGUGCAGCGGCGUGCCGAGCGGCGUGGUGAGCCCCAGCGACCUGCCCGACAGUCCGGGACAGACGAUGCCGCCGAGCCGCGCCAAGACCCCGCCCCCUCCGCUGCCUCCGCCACCACAGGCUGUGAAAGAGGAGGAGAAAGUGAAGAAAAAGGACGAGGAGGAAAGCAGCGCCGACGUUCUGCUGCACUUCGCCACCGAGAGCACGCCGCACGGCUUCUCACGGGCGUCCAGUUUGAGCGCGCUCAGUCUGGAUGAGCCAUACAUUGCUGCAGAGAUGAAGAAAAAGAAAGAGGAGGAGGGGGAGUGGCGGUCCGAAAGGAAAGAGGAGGCGGCCAAGCAGAUCCUUGACGAAUCGGACGACGACGACGACAUCGAGAUCUUGGAGCAGUGCAUCAACAUGGCCAUGCCCAAGUCGUCACGGAAACCAAAGAAGCCGCAACAAGCGGCCCCACGGAAACCCAGCCAGCUUCCUGUCUACAAGCUCCUCCCUCCUCAGAACCGCGCCCAGUCACAGCAGAGGAAGGACGUGCCCCCCCCACCAGAGGAGGUGCCUCGGGUGUACUGCGUGGAGGGAACGCCCCUGAACUUCUCCACUGCCACCUCGCUCAGUGACCUCACCAUCGACUCCCCGCCCAAUGAGGAAGCGGGAGCGGCCACCGUCAUGCCUGUAGCCCCGCCCACCUCCACCCAGAGAAAGCGGGCGGGACUUCCUGAGGGCGAGAAUGGAGAUGACAUCCUGGCAGAGUGCAUCAGCGCUGCCAUGCCCAAAGCCAAACCCAGGAAGCCAAUCAGAGCCACUGCCAACGGAGAACACCUGCAGGCCCCACCCCUCCCCCCUCCACUUCCUCCUCCAGUGCCGCCCCCACUCGGCCCGCAGCAGCAGAAGAAGAAACCCACGUCUCCAGUGAAGCCCAUGCCUCAGCGGACCCCGUAUGGUGUUGCCGCAGCAACAGCGGUCAAACCCAAACCGGGCUUCGCCUUCGACUCUCCCAGACACUACACGCCCAUCGAGGGCACGCCCUGCUGCUUCUCACGCAACGACUCACUGAGCUCACUGGACUUUGACGAAGAGGAUGGCGUCGAGAAGGACGAAGAGAAGAAGAGCAAAGAAGAGGAAGUCAGGAAGAGGAAGCAGCAGACGGCAGCGGUUUUCCCCCGAACCAAGCCGCCGACCAAUCAGACGGCGACAGAUGAGAAGCAGAAGUUUGCCAUCGAGGACACGCCCGUCUGCUUCUCCAGAAACUCCUCCCUCAGCUCGCUAAGUGACAUUGAUCAAGAGAACAACAACAAAGAGUUCGCUCCGCCGCCACCGCCACCUGACCAGCAAGACGCUGCCGCCACCGCCGCCAAGUCUCCACCCCCUCCUCCGCCACAACCCGAAUCAAAGCCCCGCCCACCGGCCGCCACUGGCUACGCCCCUAAAGCCUUUCAUGUGGAGGACACGCCCGUCUGCUUCUCCAGGAACUCGUCGCUCAGCUCUCUGAGCAUCGACUCAGAAGACGAUCUUCUGCAGGAGUGUAUUAGUUCUGCGAUGCCAAAGAAGAAGAAGAAGGCCGCCGCCCACCCUGUGCCCGCCGCCACAACACUUCCUGCUCCUAAAGCAGAGGAGGGCAUCCUGGCAGAGGAGGAGCCGACGGAGGCCCCCAGGAGUCCCGCCUCCCCGGACUCAGAGUCCUUUGAUUGGAAGGCCAUUCAAGAAGGCGCUAACUCCAUUGUCAGCAGCCUCAACGCCGCCGCCGCCGCUGCCGCCUCCUCGCUGUCCCGCCAGCCGUCCUCAGACUCCGACUCGGUGCUGUCUCUGAAGUCCGUCGGAUCCCCGUUCCGCUUACCGCCGGCCACCAACAACAACGCAGAAGAGGAGGAAGAGGAGGGGGAGGAGGAGGUGGCGGUGAAGCGGGGCGCCAAGAUCCUGAAGCCGGGUGAGCGCAGCACGCUGGAGGCCAAGAAGAAGAAGGAGGAGGAGGAGGAGGAGGAGGCAGCCAAGGCCGUGAGGGGCGGCAAGAAGGUCUACCGCAGUCUGAUCACCGGCAAGCCCAGGGCGGAGCCUGCAGCCAGGGGGCGGAGCAAACCCAGAGCCGCCGCCAUGCCCAAAGCUCCAGGAAGUAGUGACAGCGCCGAGCGGGGAGGCGGGUCCUCCAGGGACUCCACCCCUUCUCGUUCCUCCACUCAGAAAGCCACAAAACUGUCCCAGCUUCCACGCACCGCCUCUCCAGGAAGCGCAUCAUCAUCAUCAUCAGCGCCCAGACUGAACAAACAGAGCACAGCAGGCCGGAGCGGCGGCAUCCCCCGCAGCGAGUCCGCCUCCCGCGUCAACAGCGCCGCAAACACCAAGAAACAGAAGGCGGAGUCUGAGAAACCUCCAGCACUCGUCCGUCAAUCAACCUUCAUCAAAGAGGCUCCAAGUCCGACGCUGAAGAGGAAGCUGGAGGAGUCGGCCGCCGCCGCCGCGCUGGAGUCCCCGACCAGCCCCGACACGCCGCUGCCGCCGUCCAACCGGAGACAGGACGUCAACCGCUCCCACUCUGAGAGCCCGUCACGCCCCCAGGAAGUGACAUCGUCACGGUUCAGCCGCACCGGCACGUGGAAACGAGAAAACAGCAGCGGAGGAGGAGGAGCUGGCAGCGGCGGCAGCAAACACUCGACGUCGUUACCGCGCGUUGGAACGUGGAAGCGGACAGGGAGUUCUUCGUCGGUUCUAUCGGCAUCGUCGGAGUCCAGCGAGAAGGGGCGGAGCGAGGAGGAGAGCGCUGUGAGGUCAAAGGGCACGUGGAGGAAGGCCAAGAGCGGCGGGGACUCAGCAGGUGGGCGGAGCUUCAGCGACAAGUCAGAGGACGUGUGGGUGCGUCUGGAGGACUGUCCCGUCAACAACCCGCGCUCCUCGUCCUCCUGCUCCGCCCGCUCGCCCACCGCCGCCAACGCCCCGCCCAUCAUUGACAGCCCCGCCCCCUCAAAGAUCCCCUCCUCCUCCUCCUCGUCCUCAAACCUCAAUUUGAGGCGGAGCUGCGAGAGCCUGGAUGACAAGCCGCCGCCCGUGGCCGAGCGGCCGCCGCAGCAGCGCGUUCCGCAGCGCAGCGGCGCCGUGGCGGCCAGGGUCAGCCCCUUCAACUACACGCCCAGCCCCAGGAAGAGCAGCGCCGACGUCACCGCCGCCGCCACCACAACCACCACCUCUUCGUCCUCCAGCACGCCAUCGCGGCCGUCACUCAUACCCACACCCGUCACCAAGAAACGGGAGCCUAAAGGCGGAGAGGGCGGAGCCGGCGGAGGAGGAGGUGGAGCAGGAGGCGGUGCCGGCGGUGGCGAACGAGGCUCCUACAUCGUGACGUCAGUAUGAAAACAGAACGUCUGACACAAAAUGGCCGCCACAAAUGAACAUUUGUAAAUAAAGAGGAACGACCACGAGUGUGACGUGUACAGGAAGUCCGUUUGUAUUUAAGUGCUAGCCCCGCCCCCUCAACUUCCUCCCUCCCCUGAUUGGCUCCUCUCACCUGUCAGUCAAGCUUAUUUAAUCAAUGAGAAAACUAAAACUGAACUUUUUAUGUUUUUAUACCACUAAAAAUAGACAUAUUUAGCGCUUAGCUCCGCCCCUCUGCUUGUGUCCCUGCAUGGCCCCCCCCCCACCCUAACAAUGACAGUUACCAUGACGACAUAAUGACGAUGAUGGUGAUGUUUCUGCUAGCUGUAGCCUCCGAGCGGAGUUUGGGUCUGAGAAGCCGAUGAAACCGAGUCUACAAACAGUUUUUUGUUGUUUUUUUUAAUUGGAUCUAAACCUUUUCUUCACAUCCAUGUUUUUCUUUGAAUAAAUUUUUUUCUGAUUUUUAAAACUUUUCAUCCCAUUUGAACCUUUUGUCUGAUUUAAAUGUUUCUCGUCAGUUUUUUUCCUGGACUCAAACGUGGUUCCGUCGGCUUCUCUCAUCCAUCCUCUUUUCUCACAAACUGCUUUUCAAUCAGGGAGGAAAGUUUUCUGUGCGACUGUAAAACACGCGGCUUUGGGCUGAAAACUUCCCGCUCUGUUGCCUUGGAAACAGAAAACACUGUAAAACGUAAGUUAUUGCUGUAAAACCUUAAACUUUUAACUUUGAAGCACAUAAUUUAAAGCAAAAAUGAUUUUUGCCAAAAAGUUUCCACAGUUUUGUUUCUGGCUGUAACUUUACACCUUUUUUUUUUUGUCAAGGCAAAAAAAAACUUUUUGGUGAAAUGU